Molecule: messenger RNA, 890 nt
Organism: Phialemonium atrogriseum
Lineage: Eukaryota; Fungi; Ascomycota; Sordariomycetes; Cephalothecales; Cephalothecaceae
Exons: 2
Coding region: 198-854 (218 amino acids)
Source: RefSeq, a predicted model, not a curated record
CAACAAGGGGCGGUACCGACUGGCUGGGACUGGGAGCACAGAGACCCGAGAGAUUCUUUCCUGCUUUCAUGAUAACAGGAUUGUCCUGAUCACCUUGGUGUUGAUUGCAGGGGCCCACACAAUUGGCUGCCACCUGGACCGAGAGAUAAGGAGCUGUGGUCCCAUUGAUCAAGUCUGGGGCGCCACAGGCACGCAGGAUGAAGGUCCCGGGCGAAAACUUCAUCAGUCUGCAAGGUCUCGUUAAAACCUGGAUCACAAGCUUACCGCGUAUCCCUGCAACCAAUAUAUCGGUGGCAGGCAGCAAGGGCUAUGUGGAGAUGGAUGCGUGGGGGAAGAACACCCUCAGUCCUGGCUCCACAGGGAGCCCCAAAGUGCUCGCAGAAGGGCAAAGCUGUCAGGAAAGUCUGUUCGCGAGAUCCGUUCUGCUGUCACUGUUAGCUCCAGGUCACCCUUGUAUCUGGCAUCUGUCAUGGUGUUCAUCAAGCAUCCAAUCAAAAACCAUCCUUCCUUAUCGCGAGCCGACUUCACUCACAACCCGGAAUGAGAAUACCCCUCAUUUGUGGCUUCUGGCAGGAACAAGGGAUAUUGUUCGUCAUUGGGUCACGAUGUGUUUCUUCAAGACGAGGGGAUCUGUGAGAGCCAGGAAACAACGAAGGGCUACUUCCUAUCUCACAACCUGGAACCCAUGGAGCAGUAACACGACCCCCCACCCUAGCCACGAUUUUGAUGAUGGCGUGCCCAUCCGUAUCAGCAUCUUUAAAGUUAAAUUCCUUGUAUAUGCUCUAUCCAUAAGUAUCUUGAAGGGAGACUGCAAACCUCGUCCGACCCUUAUCUUAACAUCGGGGUUUACAUGAAUACUUCUAGUCUCGAUUAGUGUAGUCGUACAUAAA